Ustilago hordei is the source of this 573-nucleotide messenger RNA. RefSeq lists its product as uncharacterized. The record is from RefSeq and is a predicted model, not a curated record. The transcript has a single exon. The coding region runs from base 1 to 573 and encodes 190 amino acids. Gene Ontology annotation, molecular function: transcription coregulator activity. Gene Ontology annotation, cellular component: mediator complex. Gene Ontology annotation, biological process: regulation of transcription by RNA polymerase II. Lineage: Eukaryota; Fungi; Basidiomycota; Ustilaginomycetes; Ustilaginales; Ustilaginaceae.
AUGCCCUCGGCAGCAAGACGUCAACGUCAAAUCACCCCAACCUCCCCUUCCCCCUCUCCCGAACCUCAACAAGGCACCGCCAACGGCACAACCACCACCACCUCACACGCCGCACCCCAACAGUCUUCCCCGCAACCUCCUUCCUCCAACGCACAUCCUCAAACUUCUGAUUCCAGCGAUCCGACCUCUGCCGUCCGCGCAAACCUCGAAACGCGCGUCCGCUCCGUCGUCGACCUCCUUUACCAACUCGCCGUUUGCUCAGCCGACGUCCAAGAAGGUUCCCAACACCUUGUAGCCAACAAAGUCAACGAAUGUAUCAAGGCUCUCGCUGCUCUCGAUGCGACCAAGGAAGAACUGCAUAGAGCACAUCUAAUGGUGCCGCAGGAUGUACUGGAGAUGCUGGAUGCGGGGAAGAACCCAGAUAUUCAUACGAGAAACUUUGUUAAUAGACUGGCGAGCGAAAAUCAGUAUAGCUAUGGUCAACACACGGCGGUGGAGAGGUACAAGGAUAAGCUGGAUGCGGCGCUGGAUGAGGCUUUUCCUGAGUUGAAGGUGGCGCCGAGGGGUGACUAG